AUGACUACGACACUCACAACAUAUUUAUGUGAUGCUAUCGAUCGAAAAGAUCCACCAAGAAAGAUUUCACGAUUACUCAAGGAAGGUGUCGAUUGUAAUUUAUCACGUUUUGAUCCGGCAAAGUUAAAGUUUGUCUCACCUAUUCAGUUGGCUGCUGAAAAAUCAACUUGCAAAUAUGGUACACUUCAUCUUCUUUAUCGAAAGCGUAAUAGUCCAACUAAAACGCAACUUCAAAAACAUUUGGCAUUCUUUUGUGAUCAUUAUCAAGUAUCAAACGAAGAAGAAAAUGAAUUGUUUCUUGAGUUCACUGUUUGUCGUCUUCUUCACAAUCGUAUUUGUCAAUAUCCACCAAAAGAAAUGCGUAUUAUAAUUGAAGGCCUUUUAGGUCAUGAUAAAGCUAAAUUUCGUGGAGAAAAGUUGAAUAUUGGAUCGACAAACUAUAUUUUUCUACAAGUACGUAUUUAUGCUCUUUUUCAAUGGUUAGUCGAUAUGAAAACUAAUAUUUCAAUCAAAUCCGAAUCUGAAACAUUCAACAUUAUUGAAAAUGAACUUUCACACAAUUUAGAAGCAUACUAUCUUCUUCAUGAUAUUCAACAUAUACCUGUACGAAUGACUGAAAGUAUGGAUUUUCAACAGUUAAAGGAAAUAGAAUCAUUUGAACAAUUACAAAAAUUUUAUGAAAGUAUUGCAGAAAACGUCAUUAACAAAAUUAAGCAACUUCAACCUCAACAAGAAUAUUUUAUUCCAACUGGUUGGCGUCAUCAUGCUAUCUGUGUUUCAUUCCGACGAAUCGAUCAGACUUAUAUUAGUAUUCGUGUUGAUAAUCCUAGUGGAUCGAAUCCUUCAAACAUGCACGAAAUGGAUUCUGAUAUAACUAAUGUUCCUCUAAUUCGACCUAAAGUGUUGGGUCGAUUGUCUCUUAACAAGUUAGAUGAGAAUAAGAAUUAUAUCAAAUCAUUAAUUGAUAGUGUGAAACGAAACUUAGAAGCACGUAUUGCAAUUCCCUUGAUAUAUGAUACUAAUAAAACAAUUAAAGAUCUCGACCGAAGACAUGAAGAAUAUGUACCAAAUAUUGUUGAACAAGCAGCUGAUAAUUGCGUUGUCAAAUGUUUUGAGCCUGGUUUACGAACACGUUUUGGAGAACAACAUAAGAAACUUUGUGAAAAACUAAUCUUUCAACAUGAAAUAAACGUGGUCAAUAAACUUAUCCGGCAAUGUGAAAUGGAAUUUAAAUGCUUUGUCGAGGGUUCUCCAGAUCGAUUCAUACGAUUUGCUAAAUUCGAUGAAAUUAAUAAAGUAAAACUUACACCAAAUGCUAGUCUACAAGAGAAAAUCAAAAUGAGUUAUAAAAAGCAUUGUCGACUACUUUCAAAUGUUACUAAUGAAGAAUGUUCACGUCCAUUAAAAGACAGAUUCAUCCAUUUACUAUUCAAAGAAGAAAAUACAAUCAUUGAACUUAAAAAUCUCUUCAGAGAACCUCGUGUUCUUAUAGUUGGAGAGGCCGGUUCUGGUAAGACAACAGUCUGCCAGUAUGCAGCAUAUUCUUGGGCUUGUCAAGAACUAUGGGAAAGUCAAUUCGAUUGGUUGUUCUAUAUUAGAAUGCGUAAUUUAAAUUCAAAACUCUAUCCACUACAAUCUAACAACUAUUCAUUGGUCGAUAUUAUUGUGAGAGAAUGUUUUCGAGGAUGUACACUUUCUCAUCUUGAAAAAAGUAGAUUAGAAUAUGCAAUCUCAUGUUCAUCGAAUAUCGUAUGGAUUCUUGAUGGGUGUGAUGAACGAACUAUUCCAGAUCAUUUAAUUGCAAUUGAACAAGAACUAUUAGAUAAAGAUUAUCUUCUUCUAACAUCUCGACCGUACGGAACAAACAAAUGUCACUACGAUAUCAAAGUUCAUAUUCAAAAUUUUACAGAAGACAACAUAGAAAAAUAUAUAAAUAAAUACUUUUCAAUAUGUAAACAUAGCGCUGCCAAAGAAUGUUGGUCAUUUAUUCGUUAUUCAGAUCCAUUGAAAAAAGCAGCACAUAUUCCUAUAUAUCUUGAAUUAAUUUGUAUUUUGUGGGAUAGUGGAAAAGUCGAUUUUAACGAUAUAAUGACAACCGGAGAUCUUUACGAGAAAAUAUAUGAAUAUCUCUUACGACGAUAUUUACUGAAAUUUUAUGGUCUAUGUGCAUCUGCUCUUGCUGGACAUGAUAUCUUUCAACAUUCAAGUAUUAAAGAAUUUACCUAUUUAGAAUAUCUAGCAUUCUUAGCAACAAAAUCUCAUACAUUUUCUAUUAGUGGUCAUCAAAUUUCGAAUGUAGCAGGUGCAUUAUUUCUUCCAUUGCUUCAAAUUGGUCUACUUGAACAAAGAUCGCGAGAUCAUAUUUCUGUACUUGUCGAAAAUGGCUACUAUUUUAUUCAUCGUAGUUUUCAAGAAUACCUCUGUGCUCGCUAUAUUAGACGAGCAUUGACAUCACUCAAUACAGAAAAACAAACGGAAGUAAUGGAUUUCAUUACCGAAGAAAAAUAUAAUCGUUGUAUGGAAGAUACAUUCAAGUACUUCUUUAGUUUGAGUCGAAUAAGUUCAUGUACCGAGAAAUUUUGGUUAGCUGUUGAUUAUGAACCGCGUGAUUUAGUUGGACUUCGACAUUUCUAUCGUAUAAUGAGAUGGUUUCCUUAUGCAAGUUGUAGAUUUGAUUUCGAUGAUAAAAAAAGAAUUGAUGAGAGAGUCAUAGAUGUUAUAAAAGAAUGGAUGUCUAAUAGAAAACGUCGACCACAUGAUUGUGCCAAUGCAUAUCUAUUUGAAUGUUUUGAGAAUGUCAUUAACAAGCAAGUUUGGUUAGAAGCAUGGAAAAAUGAUUUAUUCGAAGAAAAUCCAUCGAAUCGACUUUAUUUCAUGUCUGACUUAUGGUCAGAAACAAAUAUUAUUGCUGUUAGAAAUAUCUAUGAUCAAAUUCCAAAAGAUUUGCAUGCAUUUCAUUGUCUAAUUCACAAUGGACCUACCACACGUAAUCUCAAAUCUUUAAAAAUUAAUACUGAUUUAUUCAUUCCGCCACUUUUUGACAAACAAAGCAAAAUACCAGAAUUUUUAAAGGAAGCUCAGAAUAAAGCCAAACCACAUGAAUCAAUUAUGACACCAGGAGAAUUUCAAAAAAUUUUACAGAAUUAUUCCUCUUUCGCCAACUUGAAUCGUCAAAAAACAUUAUCCGAUCAAAUCGUAUGGCCGUUAAUCAUCGCUCCAUCUGCUUUAAUUAAUAUUGAUAAUGAAACUUUGGAACUUAUUUUAAAAUUAUCUCAACAGAACGUACUCUUUUAUCGUGAUUUUAAAUUACCUAUCAUUCCUUUUCUUGAGCUAUACAAGAAUUCAAUUGGUUCCAUUGAAAAAACUCUUUGUUCACUCAUCGUAUCAAUUGCACUUUCCAGCACUUGUAUUAUCAUGGCAUCACCUAAACAAACAACUUCAAUUCUAGUUUAUCUAAAUGAAACGUAUGAUGAUAUUAAAUUGAGUCUGAAUCGUCGAUUAGCAUUAAUACUCGAAUUCGAUCGAAUUCGACAAGAGUACGGAUAUUCUACGACUCUUUGUUAA
Messenger RNA from Rotaria sordida, 3564 nucleotides. NCBI's taxonomy places the organism in Eukaryota, Metazoa, Rotifera, Eurotatoria, Philodinida, Philodinidae. The record is from the annotation of a GenBank genome assembly.